This is a messenger RNA of Cinclus cinclus, 5136 nucleotides long. RefSeq names its product G1 to S phase transition 1 (gene GSPT1). The record is from RefSeq and is a predicted model, not a curated record. Bases 107 to 2086 code for a protein of 659 amino acids. Gene Ontology annotation, cellular component: translation release factor complex. Lineage: Eukaryota; Metazoa; Chordata; Aves; Passeriformes; Cinclidae. Gene Ontology annotation, biological process: translation. The transcript has 15 exons. Gene Ontology annotation, molecular function: GTP binding; GTPase activity; translation release factor activity.
GCACACGCGGAAUCGGCGGAGCGAGUGCUGAGUCGGUGCCGCCGCCGGCUCCCCUCUCACCCGGGAGACGCUUCGGGGCCGCGGAGCCUUGUGGGGCCGCCGCGAAAUGGAGGCGAACGGGAGCGGCAGCAGUAGCGACUCGGCUCCCGACUGCUGGGACCAGGCGGACAUCGAGCCGGGCAGCGGCGCCGGCCCGGGCUGCGCCCCGCCGGCCGCGGAGGCCGAGGCGCAGCAGGAGCUGCUCGGGGCGGCCUUCAGCCGGCAGCUGAACGUCAACGCCAAGCCCUUCGUGCCCAACGUCCACGCCGCCGAGUUCGUACCGUCCUUCCUGCGGAGCGGCCCGGCGCCCGGCCUGCCGCCGCCCUCGCCCCCGCCCGGCCUCCCGCCGCCGCCGCUGCUCGGUAACCGCGGGGCCGGCACCGCGGAGGGCGAGGGAGGCAGGGAGCGAUGGGGGCCAUGUUGGGAGGGAGCGGGGCGAGGGUGCCGGGCCCGCGGAGACCGGGAAAGGGCCGCGCGGGGUGCACCUGUAGAGCCUUCUCCAGAGGAGCAGACAGCCUCUUGUGAAGGUUCAAAUGCUGCUGUUAACAUGGAAAUUUCAGAAUCUGUUGUGGAAAAUGGAGAGACAGAAAUGUCCCCAGAAGAGUCAUGGGAUCACAAAGAAGAACCCAGUGAAGCAGAGCUAGGAGGUGGUCCUGCAGGGGAUGCGGGGCCUUCUGAAGAGAGCGCUCAGGAAAUGAUGGAAGAGGAGGAGGAAAUACCAAAACCGAAAUCUGUUGUUGCACCUCCAGGUGCUCCGAAAAAAGAGCAUGUAAAUGUAGUAUUCAUUGGACACGUAGACGCUGGCAAGUCAACUAUUGGAGGACAAAUAAUGUAUUUGACAGGAAUGGUUGACAAAAGAACACUUGAAAAAUAUGAAAGAGAAGCUAAAGAAAAAAACAGAGAAACAUGGUACCUUUCGUGGGCCUUAGACACAAACCAAGAAGAACGAGACAAAGGUAAAACAGUAGAAGUGGGUCGUGCCUAUUUUGAAACGGAGAAGAAACACUUCACUAUUUUAGAUGCUCCUGGACAUAAGAGCUUUGUUCCAAAUAUGAUUGGUGGGGCUUCUCAAGCUGAUCUUGCUGUGCUGGUUAUUUCUGCAAGAAAAGGAGAGUUUGAAACUGGAUUUGAGAAAGGUGGACAAACAAGAGAACAUGCCAUGUUAGCAAAAACAGCAGGUGUAAAGCAUUUAAUAGUUCUUAUUAAUAAAAUGGAUGAUCCAACUGUAAACUGGAGUAAUGAAAGAUAUGAGGAAUGUAAAGAGAAACUGGUGCCAUUUUUGAAGAAAGUUGGCUUCAAUCCCAAAAAGGACAUUCAUUUCAUGCCCUGCUCAGGACUGACUGGAGCAAACCUUAAAGAACAGUCAGAAUUCUGUCCUUGGUAUAUUGGAUUACCAUUUAUUCCAUACCUGGAUAAUUUGCCAAACUUCAACCGUUCAGUUGAUGGACCAAUCAGGCUGCCAAUUGUGGAUAAAUAUAAGGACAUGGGCACUGUGGUCCUUGGGAAGCUGGAGUCGGGCUCUAUUUGCAAAGGACAACAGCUUGUGAUGAUGCCAAACAAGCACAAUGUGGAAGUUCUUGGAAUCCUUUCUGAUGAUGUAGAAACUGACUCAGUAGCCCCAGGUGAAAAUCUAAAGAUCAGACUGAAGGGAAUUGAAGAAGAAGAGAUCCUUCCAGGAUUUAUUCUCUGUGAUCUCAACAACCUUUGUCAUUCUGGACGCACGUUUGAUGCCCAGAUAGUGAUAAUUGAGCACAAAUCCAUUAUCUGCCCAGGUUAUAAUGCAGUGCUGCACAUCCACACCUGUAUUGAAGAAGUUGAGAUAACAGCCUUAAUCUGCUUGGUAGACAAAAAAACAGGAGAAAAAAGUAAGACACGGCCCCGUUUUGUGAAACAAGAUCAAGUCUGCAUUGCCCGUUUAAGGACAGCAGGAACGAUCUGCCUUGAGACAUUCAAAGACUUCCCUCAGAUGGGUCGCUUCACCUUAAGGGAUGAGGGUAAGACCAUUGCAAUUGGAAAGGUUCUGAAACUGGUUCCAGAGAAGGACUAAGCAUUUUUCUCAAUGACCCCGCACAAUACUGUGAGGAAAAUCGACUCAGCAAAAGCCUACUUCACACCGCCGUCUUAUUUUCUGCCCAUUGAUAAACUUCUCCCCAUAUUUUGCGAAGACAAAUUUCACAGCAAAGGUCCACAUUAUGUCAGCUUUCUCAUAUUGAGAGCUCUGCUAUGCCACUGUUGAAUUUUCCCAAAAAGAAUUUUUUUUUCUCCCAAAUUCUGCUUCCUUGGAAAGAUUCGGCAAUAGCUUUGUAAGUGAUGUGGACAUAAUUGCCUAUAAUUAUGAAAAUCUAAGGGAUUUUUAAUGUUUAAUUUCCCCAGCAUCUAUAGUAAGACCUCUUUUUUCCAGGCAGAUCAUUCAGAGUGUGCGAGUGUGUGUGCACAUGUUACAAAGAUGACUACCAUGUUAAUAAACUAUUCAAUUUGAAAUCUUUUUCGGUAUUGGAAUUGCUUUUGAAUAAUGUUUUUUAUCCAGAUGUAACGCAGUUGCAUUAGCUUUUUAACUUCCCAGUAACCCAGAUAUUUGGUUACUUGGACUUUUCUAAACUCCUCAGCCUCCCCACACACACAGUUUUAAAUGAGGCAAUUGGGCACUCAACCAAGUUUGUAUUAAAAUAAUUAGGUUUGCCCCUUCCCUUUCUUGAAUGCAUUCUGAAAAUGAAAGAACAUUCAUGCAAAUGUGGCACCUUCAUUAGCUUUACAUUUGUUAAUAUCUUCAGCAAAUUUAGGUUGACCUAACAUCAUUACUAGACACAGGAAGUCAAUUUUGAAAGCUAGAACUACAUAUUGUGUCUUUAUGAAAGUUCAGCAUUAUUAAAUUCUAAACUGCAGAAAAUGCUAACAACCAGUAAAUCAGUGAAACUUGAAAAACUAAAGAGAAUCUGUGGCAAUAGUGCCUAUUAGUAUUUAUAAGAGCUACAUUUUGUGGGAGAACUGGGCCAAUUAAAAAGUGCCAGUUACAUAAAUUACUCAGUUCACCCUGUCUUUAAUGUAGAGGACUGGAUAAUCCUUUGCUGUUUUUAAAGAUCAGUCUGAACUGAGAGGGAGAAAGACUAUUUAAAUCCCUAAGAGUUUGCACAUACUGAAAUACGGGAGGGUCAGAAUCAAGCACAGUCUGUAAAUUUUUGCAUAUCAAAAAGCAAUGUAAGCUUAUGAGGACCAGUGAAGUUUUUCUUGAGAAACUAAGGCAAAACUGGUUCAAAGUAAAGCUUACUCAGUACAACUUGAAGGAGCUGCAUAAUAAAAACCUAUUUAGCUGCACUUUGAAAAUGGACUGUCUGCAAUUGCUGUCCUGAUUCUAACAAUUAGGAUGAAGGCUAAGGGAUUUUUUUUCAUUUUCCAGAGUAUUAGUAGUAAUUAUUAAAAGGUAUCUUCUGAGCUUCUUCAGAAUAUCUUAAACUAAACAUUCUCAGCUGUAAAAUUGGUGAGCCCAUCUUCUCCCCCAAAAGUUUACAGUCUAGUGACUAUAUCUGAAUUGAAACUCAAAACUGAAACAGAUUUACCUUUUUUGGGAUUUUUUUUUUUUUGGUUUGUUUUGUUUGUUUCUUUGUAACUGUGGAACUCCCAUUCAUUUCACUUACAGCUACAUUGUAUGGACAGAAGAAGUUAUUGUCCUUCAGUUUCAUAUGACUACACUUGUAGCAACCGUAAUGCAUGGAAUUUAAAUAAAUUUUAUUAUGUCUGCAAAUCUCUGGGCUUUUAUUUUUUUGGUAAAUCUGAGUUUAAAAACUAACUUUUUUUUUCUACCAAGUGAACAAAACCCAUGGUUCCUUGGAUCUAAAACUAAUCAAGAACUUAAAAGCCAUGGAAACUUACUGUCUUGUUCAUAUUCUGGACUGACAUUUCCACAUAUCUGACUGCUUUCUUGAAGUAAGCUCAUGGAUUUGAAAUUUGCAAAGACCAUUAUUGGAAAAUACUUAUAGUUAGAUUCCUAAAUUAUUAAGUCCUUGAAAAUUUUUUUAAGGCGUUGAAAUGUAUCUGAAGACUACAUGAUGUUCCAGCAUCAGUUUUCCACUGUUGAGCAAACUUAAUGUGGGAUUUUAUAACUUCAUUAUUUUGAGGCUGGACUGAGUAUUUAAUAUUAAACUGAAUAAUCACCUGGUGAGUUGGAGUAUCAGUAGAUAGAAAGUCUGAGUAUUUCCAUUAUUCAUCCCAUCUAGUGCAUUUGAUUACCAUUUCCAUAAUUCCAGUUAAUGUCACCUUGUCUGUAAAGGGAGAGGCUGUAUUAUUACCAAUUCAUUAACAGAAUCCACAAUUAAAGACACUCCUUAUCCUGUAGGAGGUUUUUAUUUGGGUAUAGAAUAUUUGCAUUCUAUAGCAAAUAUAUGAAAAUGUAAGGCAUAAAUGUACACAAAUUGGCUGCAUUUUGGGUAGAAGAGCUGGAAGUACAUUGUAUUUGAAUAGUCCUCAGAUUACAUCUCAACUUUUUCAUUUCACCUCCAUUCUACAUUUUAUAGUCCCAUUUUUGCUACUAUUAAAUGCAGCUAAAUCUAGAUGAAAGAAGACAAAAAGAUAAUGUGGCUUUGUUGGAAAUAAAUACUAUUUGCUAAUUCACUGAUGUAAUAAACUUUUUUAAAUUACCAUUUUGAAUACUUCCUUUUGUGAAAAUGUGGUAGCCUGCUUUGCAGAUGAAACAAAAAUAAAGGAGCUGUGCAACUACAACAGUUGAAAGGAAGGGGGGAAAAAAGAGGAAAUAAAAGUUGGAUUGAAGAUACAGCACCCCUAGGAGCACUGCCAGGCUAACUGCUUGCAUGGGAUACUAGCAGGAUAUUCCCAUGGUGUAGCUUUAACUCAUACCAGCAAAACUCUGAGCAUGUUUCUGCAGAAAGGAGAGAUUGGGGUGGUUUUUUUCCCUCAGUAUAAUGGUAUUUGCAUUGUGAUGCUGAUGAGAAUCACACCUUUCUCCCUGAUUGUCAGCCAAAGUUUGUAGUGUAGAUAUGGCUUGAGUGCUUAGCCAUGAUGUAACUUACAAAAACAUAAAUUAUUAUUCUGUAAAUUAAGACCUUGUAUGUCCUUGAACUGAAGACCUUGGUAUAUGUAAAAAUA